Messenger RNA from Fusarium sp. VM40, 2694 nucleotides. NCBI's taxonomy places the organism in Eukaryota, Fungi, Ascomycota, Sordariomycetes, Hypocreales, Nectriaceae. The record is from the annotation of a GenBank genome assembly.
AUGACCUUCUUCACAAUAUCAGUGCUCCUUCUCAUCAUUGUCCGUUUUGCAAGUUCUCAGCCAACGAUAAACUACCCAAUUAAUUCUCAGUUGCCACCUGUAGCUCGAGUAAACGAACCAUUCUCUUACGUUUUCUCCCGAUAUACAUUUCGAUCAGACUUCAACAUCACAUACUCACUUGGUGAUGCACCAGAAUGGCUUUCCAUCGAUAGCAAGGAUCGCCGUCUUUAUGGCACCCCAACCGACAACAAUGUCCGGAGCGGUGGUGUAAUAGGUCAGACGGUGGAAGUUGUUGCCAGGGACGAAAAUGGUGCGGCGAUGCUCAGUUCAACUUUGGUCGUCUCAUCAAACAAGAGUCCUUCCGUCAAGAUACCCCUCCUCGACCAGAUCCAAGGCUUUGGUGAUUAUUCACCUCCAUCAUCGCUGAUAUCCUAUCCUUCUACCGAGUUCAGCUUCAAAUUUGACCCCAACACAUUUGAGCACCAGCCUAAUAUGAUCAACUAUUACGCGACCUCCGGUGAUGGUAGUCCAUUACCUGCGUGGAUGAGAUUCGAUACUGGUUCAACGACGUUCAGCGGCGAAACCCCUCCUUUUGAGUCUCUUAUACAGCAUCCUCAAAAGUUUGACUUUAAGCUCGUCGCCUCAGAUAUCGUUGGCUUCUCGGCAGUCUCUGUUGCGUUCUCUAUUAUCGUGGGUAGACAUAAACUCAGUACAGACAAUCCAAACAUCACUAUGAAUACAACACGAGGAAAGAAGCUUGUCUAUCGUGGACUGGCCGACAGUAUCAAGCUCGACAACAAAUCUAUAGAGAUUGGCCAAAUUGACCUGUCAACGGAAGAUAUGCCAGACUGGCUAUCGUUGGACGAAAAGACGUGGAAUAUCGAGGGCACACCAGAGAAAGGCGAUCAUUCAACAAACUUUACCAUCACACUUCGCGAUUCGUACCAAGACACACUCAACAUAUACGCCACCGUCGGUGUAUCUACCGCUCUCUUCCGCUCAACUUUUGACGGAAUCGAGAUUGAGGCUGGGAAGGAUGUCGACAUUGACUUGCGAUCUUAUUUAUGGGAUCCAGAUGAUAUCAAUAUUCGAAUUGCAAUAAAACCAGACAAGAACUGGCUAAAACUUAACGGUUUCAGCAUUACUGGUAAAGCUCCAAAGUCCGCAUCGGAGGAUUUCAAAAUUUCAGUGACCGCCUCGUCAAAGUCUUCAGAAGACAAAGAGACAGAGGUUCUGGAUGUGAGCGUGGUAUCAUCCGAGUCUACGUCGUCAACAGUGACUGAAUCGAAAACUUCACCAGCGUCCACGGGCACAUCUACUUCUCUUGCACCAACCGGAACCUCUUCAAGUCCCGAGAUCCCGCUAGCGGACUCUCAUGGGGGUCUAACAACCGGGACUCUCCUCCUUGCGAUCCUCCUACCCCUUCUUGUUGUCGUGUUCUUGUUAAUGCUACUUAUCUGCUGUCUUAUUCGCCGCCAACGAAAACGAAAAACGUACCUGUCUACCAAAUUCCGCAAUAAGAUAUCUGGCCCAGUGCUUGAGAGCCUUCGCGUCAACGGGGGAGCGUCUGCCAUGCAGGAGGCCGAAAAGGUUGCAAGCAUAGGAGUCACGGGACAGCAACGUCGCCGGCCAGUGAGGACAUCACCUUCAGAGGUGAACUCGGAGACAUUGGUUAUGAUGUCCCCCACGCUAGGGUUCCUGGCAACACCGCAAGUCCCUUCAAGGUACGUUGCGGAGGAUUCUAACGCCAGUUUCUCUUGGUCCAACAGCGUAUCGAACAGUGAGGAUGGUAGACAAUCCUGGGUGACAGUUGAAGGAACUGCAACAGCAGGCCGACAGAGCCGCGCAUCUUUGAGAAGCCAACGAUCAGACACGACGUUGUCAGAGUCAAUUCAUCAACUAAUACCGCCGCCAGUGCUUCUAUCAGAUGCAAGGGCAAGAUCGUUCAGAGGCGGUGUUGAUCCAACUAUUCCAUCGCUCAAUGGUUUACCCAGUGUUCAAUCCCAGAGAGCGGUGUUUCAACAGGGAUCUGACUAUUAUACGAGCGGCAACGAAAGCUCAUUACGAUUCCCGUCUUCCCAUCAGUCUAGCCCAAGACUCAUGACAGGCUUCCCAAUACCAGCGCUGGACGCGAGACUCGGUGACAAUCAUGGUCCACCAAUAGAAGGCGCCCAAAGUAUGCCAGUGUUGAGACGACCGGAAUUAGUACGUCUAUCCAGCCAACAGCUUCUCGGCGAAGAUGGCGGCCCUAGCAGUAGAGCAUGGUAUGACUUCGAGGCCCCGAGGGGGUUAUUCAGUGAUCCCUCCUUCGGCUCAGGGGAGAAUUGGCGACUGUACGAGGCACAGCGCGAUGCAACAAACAUGUCAUAUCACCAGAUUGUGGAUGAAUCGCCAUUCCAUCCACUUCGACCAAGUACUGCGAUGAGCUUAAACGGCAGCGGAGCACAGCCUGGAGAGCGAGCAAGCUCUGAGCUGAUAUCACCAAGCCAAUGGGGUGACGCCCAAAACAGUAUCAGGGGUUCCUUGGCAUCGCUACGGCAGGGCUUGGGGCAAUCUUUAAGUAAGAUGUCUCGCCUGAGCGUCGAUCCACUUAGUGUACCAGGCAGUCGGAAUUCGAAGCCCUCAACAAAUUGGAGGCGAGAAGAUUCAGGGAGGUCAGGAAAGUCGGAAGGUGGUAGUUAUGCAUUUUUAUGA